This is a messenger RNA of Chlorella variabilis, 291 nucleotides long. RefSeq lists its product as hypothetical. Gene Ontology annotation, molecular function: 2 iron, 2 sulfur cluster binding. Gene Ontology annotation, cellular component: nucleus; cytosol. NCBI's taxonomy places the organism in Eukaryota, Viridiplantae, Chlorophyta, Trebouxiophyceae, Chlorellales, Chlorellaceae. The transcript is spliced from 2 exons. The record is from RefSeq and is a predicted model, not a curated record. Gene Ontology annotation, biological process: intracellular iron ion homeostasis. Bases 1 to 291 code for a protein of 96 amino acids.
AUGGUGGGCAGCAGCGAUGUCGAGGAGCGCUUGAGAACAGAACUGGAUGUCCAGGACCUGAAGGUUCAAGAACUCGCAGGCUGCGGCACAAGUUUUGCAUUGUACAUUGUGAGCGAGAGCUUUGCGGGCAAGCGGCUGCUCGAGCGCCACAAGCUGGUCAAUUUGGCGCUGGCACCGCUGAUGCCCCACAUUCACGCCCUCUCGAUCAAGAAGGCCAAGACGCCAGAGGAGGAACAGGGCGCAGCGGAAAAGCAGAAGCCGCCAUCGCAGCAGCAGGCAGCGGCAAUGUGA